AUGAGGACGAGGCGAUCUGCCCGACUCGAGGCUGGCGAGCAGGCUCGCGCCCAAGGAGAAUCCCAGAACGAAGGCAACGCCCAUACUCAAGCAAGAUUUGAUCUCCGCGAAGAGCCCCGAAGCCCUCAGAUUGUUUUCAAGAAGCGCACCGCUGCCAACCGGUGGGCUGCUUCUAGAGUCCUUACCAGCUCGCGCUCGCCACUUACGAAGUGUGACCUGAGAUCCAUCUUACGAAAUCCAGCUGCUUGGGAAGUCCUCUCCCCAGAGGAACAAAAGGAAAUCAUCGCACACUUCCCGGACGACGAGCACAUCCUCGACGCAGGUACUGACGAGGCCCGACCCAACAUCGAAUCUCUUCUCAACGACGACCACUUCCGCUACGACUGCACGCGGUAUAUCGAGGACCUCUCGCUGGGCAAGCACGACGAACAGUGGCUCGCUGAGGCCUGGGAGGCGAGCGAGCGUAGGAAGGCGGGUGACUACGACGAGUACCUGGCUCGCAAGUUUGAGGACGAUUGGGGCCAGGAUGGGGAGGAGAAGGAGACCACCCCGACGGAUACGAGGGGCAAGCGAGAGGAGGAGCAGAAAGGAUGA
Scedosporium apiospermum is the source of this 594-nucleotide messenger RNA. RefSeq lists its product as uncharacterized. The transcript is spliced from 2 exons. The coding region runs from base 1 to 594 and encodes 197 amino acids. The record is from RefSeq and is a predicted model, not a curated record. Lineage: Eukaryota; Fungi; Ascomycota; Sordariomycetes; Microascales; Microascaceae.